This is a messenger RNA of Striga hermonthica, 1051 nucleotides long. The record is from the annotation of a GenBank genome assembly. NCBI's taxonomy places the organism in Eukaryota, Viridiplantae, Streptophyta, Magnoliopsida, Lamiales, Orobanchaceae.
CGCGAGCUACUUUCUCGAUUCGGGUCGUCCGACUAUCAUAGCUACGAUGAGGCACUUUCACACAUCAAGCAGACAGGAAGUCUUCGAGACUACAUGAAAGAGUUCGAGCGACUCGCUUGUCGGGUGCGCAACUGGCCGAUCUCUGCACUCAUCGGGACUUUCAUAGGUGGGCUCAAAUUCGAGCUAGCCGCAGAAGUAAGGCUCGACCAACCACGGACCAUGCGCGAGGCCAUGGAAUCUGCGCGAAGGAGGGAUGAACACUUAACGACCACACGGAGGAUCGGGCGAGAGAGUGUGCGCAACUUUGAGCAACGGCGCGCGGAUCAACACUUGGACGAGCGCACAAUCAAAGACAGCGCGCCAUCAAACGAGAGCAACGCCCAUCCCAAACCACGACCGCCGAACAACUUUCGAACGCCACCUCCGGGCGUUAAACAACUCACGUUCGAGGAGAUGAGACGCCGACGUGAGAAGGUUCUCUGCUACAAAUGCGAAGAAAGGUUCACCCCAGGCCAUCAAUGCAAACAAUAUUUUCUGAUCGACGUCAUCGAAGAAGACGAGGAAGAGGCCUAUGAGGACCAGCCGAAGCAGCAAGUGAAAGAAGAUUUGGAGAUCUCGGUUAAUGCAAUGGCAGGCCUACAAGGGCCGAGAACAAUCCGACUGCCUGCCAUGAUCAAGGAACGACCAAUCGAGGUACUAGUCGACACCGGCUCAUCGCAUAACUUCAUUUGCGACAAAGUACCUAAGGACUUAAAGCUCAAGGCAACAAGGGUGGAACUGUUUGAUGUAAGGGUUGCCAAUGGAGAGCGGCUGAGAUGUCACGAAUAUUAUCGGGAAGUGCCCAUCAACCUGCAAGGUGAGAUCAUCAAAGCCGACCUCUAUGCACUACCUAUUGUGGGACCCGAGAUAGUUCUUGGAAUCCAAUGGCUUGAAGGACUUGGAGAAGUCACUACGAAUUACAAAAAAGGCAUAAUGGAAUUCUACUCGGGAAGCCGACUCAUCAUGCUAAAAACCGAACCGAAAGGAAUAAAUCGAGAUGCCGAGAUGAGGA